UGGGUUGCGCCGCUGAGCGAGCCUCCCUCCCGAGCCCCGACGCCACCCUCGGACUUUGCCCGCCCGCGUCUCCUCUGCAGCUGCGAGGCUGCGCCUGCUUUCCCACCCGAAGAAGCCUCCUCUGAUCCAGCAACGUUUCCCUCGUUGCCAGGCUCAGGAGUGACAUCAUCCCUGUCCAAUCAGUGGCCGACGCUCCCGCGCGCCGCCACCCUCCACUUUUGCCCCCAUCGGCUCGGUUCGCCCACAGCCCCCUUAGGCAAAGGCAGGCAACUGCUAAGGCGUUUGGGGUUGAGACUCGCUGAGAAGAGAGGCGGGUGGGCGCGGGGACAAGCCGGCAAACAGGGCGCUCCCAGGUGAUUGCGGUUGACGCGGAAAGCCUCCAGCUGUGCAGCAGCAGCCCUAGACUCCCCCUCCCCUCCUCCCUUAGCAGCGCUACCACUGCACAGCUAUUUCCCAUGAUUUGAAGGUCAGUGUGGCAAGACAGAAGUUCUUGAGAAUAAACACUCUUGUGAAGAUGAAGCUACAGUCCUUAACCAGUUAUUUUGUUGCAGUCUGUUUCAUUUUCUGUCUGGCAGAUGAACAAAAAGGAUAUGGGCCAAUUUUUGAAGAACAGCCAAUUGAUACAGUCUACCCAGAAGAAUCUCCAGAAGGAAGAGUUUCAAUGAACUGCAGAGCAAGAGGAAUCCCUGCUCCCACUUAUAAGUGGCAACGUAACAACGGGGAUAUUGAUAUUAAAGCAGCAAAGGAGCACCACAGUAUGGUGGGAGGUAACCUGGAAAUCAAUAAUCCUGAAAAAUCAAGGGAUGAAGGAAAGUAUAUGUGCAUAGCAUCCAAUGUACAUGGAUCUAUAAGGAGCCGGGAAGCAUCUCUAAACUUUGGAUAUUUAUAUCCAUUUACACCUGAAGAAAGACAUGCAGUAAAAAUACGGGAAGGUGUUGGUGCUGUCCUUCUCUGUGACCCUCCACUUCAUUAUCCAGAUGACCUGAGUUACCGCUGGGUUCUGAAUGAUUUCCCAGAAUUCAUUAUGUUGGAUAAGCGGCGAUAUGUGUCACAGACUAAUGGGAAUCUCUACAUUGCCAAAGUUGAAGCAUCAGAUAAAGGCAACUACUCUUGCUUUGUAACCAGCAACUCAGUCACUAAGAGUGUAUUCAGCAGUUUCAUUCCACUUAUUCCUCAAGCAGAUCGUUCAAAAGGCUAUCUCCCAGAUAUCAGAGUGAAGUUCAAAGACACAUAUGCACUUUUAGGACAGAAUGUAACACUGGAGUGCUUUGCGCUUGGAAACCCUGUUCCAGAUAUUAGGUGGAACAAAUAUCUUGAACCUAUGCCAAGCAGUGCAGAUAUAAGCAUGUCUGGUGUGGUUCUCAAGAUCUUCAAUAUUCAGUUUGAAGAUGAAGGAACAUAUGAAUGUGAAGCUGAAAAUCAUAGAGGAAGAGAUACUCAUUCAGCAAAAGUUUAUGUUCAAGCAUAUCCAGAAUGGGUGGAGCACAUUAAUGAUACAGAGAGAGAUAUAGGCAGUGAGUUCCAUUGGCCAUGUGUAGCUGUAGGCAAGCCUCUUCCAACCAUUCGAUGGCUGAAAAAUGGAAUACCGUACUUGAAAGGGGACUUGAGAUUUUCUAAUCUGAAGCAAGAAGAUACGGGCAUGUAUCAAUGUGUAGCAGAUAAUAUACAUGGAAUGAUUUAUUCAAAUGCUGAGCUGAAAGUUAUAGUUUUAGCUCCGACCUUUGAAUUCAGCCCUAUGAAGAAGGAGGUCUUGGCUGCUAUAGGAGGCCAGGCUAUAAUUGAGUGCAAGCCUAGAGCAGCUCCUAGGCCAAAAAUCACAUGGAGCAGAGGAACAGAAAUUCUUAGAAACUCGACACGGAUACGGAUUUGGUAUGAUGGAAGUCUGGAAAUUAUUAACGUCACAGCAGCCGAUGCAGGCAACUAUACCUGUUUUGUAGAAAAUUAUAAAGGAAAAGCUAAUGGUUCUUCUACUCUUUUAACCACAGCUGCUACAAAGAUUGUUUUAGCACCCACUAAUGUUGAUGUCAUUGUUGGACUGAAUGCUACCAUGCAGUGUAUCGCAGACCAUGAUCACUCUCUAGACCUGACUUUUAUUUGGCUUCUAAAUGGAUAUCCAAUAGAUGUUGAUAAAGAGAGUGAUCAUUAUGAAAGGUCCAUCAUGAUAAAAAACAAUGGUGAACUUAUUGUCAAAAAUGCCCAACUACGACAUGCUGGAAGAUAUACAUGUGUUGCUCAGUCAAUUGUUGAUAAUGCCACGGCUUCAGCUGAUCUUGUUGUGAGAGGUCCUCCGGGUCCCCCAGGAGGACUCAAAAUAGAAGAUAUUAAAAACACAUCUGUAAUUAUUACUUGGAGCCGUGGGACAGACAAUCAUAGUCCUAUUUCAAAUUACACUGUCCAGUCAAAGACUUUUCUUUCUGACUACUGGAAGGAUGCCAAAACAGAUCCUCCUGUUAUUGAUGGAAAUGUGGAAUCAGCCAAGGUGAUUGAUUUAAUCCCAUGGAUGGAGUAUGAAUUUCGGAUAAUGGCCACUAAUAUUUUAGGGAAAGGAGACCCUAGUAUACCAUCACAGAAAAUUCGAACAGAGGGAUCUCCUCCAAAUGUGGCUCCUUCCGAAGUUGGAGGAGGGGGUGGCAGCAAUCGAGAACUGACAAUAACAUGGGUGCCUUUACCAAGAGAAUAUCACUUCGGUAAUAAUUUUGGCUACGUAGUAGCCUUCAAGUCCUUUGAUCAGAAUGACUGGAAAAGAGUUACAGUUCCUCAACCUGAAGUUGGCCGAUAUGUCCAUAAAGAUGAUUCAAUGUCCCCUGCGUCACAAUAUCAAGUAAAAGUGAGAGCAUUUAAUAACAAAGGGGAAGGACCAUUUAGCCUUACUGCUAUCAUCUUUUCAGCAGACGAUGCUCCUACUGAAACACCUAGAAAUGUGAAAGUAAAAGUGCUGUCAUCCACAGACACCUCUGUUUCUUGGCAGUCUAUAUUCAGUUCAGCUGUUACAGGGUAUGAGAUCCGCUACUGGCCCAGUCGUGGAAGAGAAGUAGAAGCUAAUAAGGUAGAAGUGGGCAGUCAGAAUUUUUCAGUGAGGUUGGAAAACCUGAAGCCUGACACACACUACUACGUGGAUGUGGCAGCUAAAAACUCAGCAGGCACUGGGCCUAGCAGCUCUCGUUUGGCUUUCCUUACAGAAAAAGCACCUCCAAGGCAGCGACCUAGAAUUAUCAGUUCUGUAAAGUCUGGAUCGAAGUACAUCAUAACAUGGGACCACGUCAAGUCACAAUCCAAUGAAUCCACUGUGAAAGGAUAUAAAGUGCUCUAUAGACCAGAUGGCCAAUUUAAUGGGACACUGUAUAAAACAGGUAAACAUUAUAUAGAGGUUCCUGCCCCUGUUAAGGGUCAAUAUGUUGUUGAAGUUCGAGUGCACAGUGAAGGAGGAGAUGGAGAAGUAGCUCAAGUAAAAAUUCCAGGAGUUGCUGCUGGAAUAUCACCCAGUUGUCUUGGUUUAUUGCUAUCUGCUAUUGGUAUCCUUGCCUUCUUGGAAUUCUGAAUGUAGCUGGAUUUAACAUGUCCUCAACUUAGUGCAAAGGACCUUCCAACCUGAGAGAUUUCAGUUCUUUUUUUAUUCCUAUGGCACCAUCCUAAGCCAAAUGAAUUAUGCUUUCAAUAAAAUUAUCCUCCUGACUUAAUCAUGGAUUUCAAAGAAGACUGAGGCAGGAACUCCUUUAUCAAGCAGCUCAAGUUCUGAAAAUAUGAGGAAUGAUUUUUAACUUGUUCCAAUUAUGCCUUAUAAAACACUUGUACUGAUCUGCGACAGUUGCAUGAUUCGGUCCAUGGGGCAAGUUGCAGUGUUAAAAUCCAAUAUCAUAAGCUGUACAGUAAAAGUGAAAUCACCACUCAUAGGUGUUUUAGCUUUAAUAUCAAAUUGUGAAAACAUAAUAGAGAUUGAAAUGUUGAUCGUAUGUGGUAUAUAUAGGAGUAACUACGUCUGUCUGUACUAUCCUAUCUGUUUUGUGUACUGCAUAUUUUUGAAUGGCCCCUGUCAUUUAUGACUUUUCAGGUUUUUAAAGAUACAGUCAAAGCAAAAACAUUGCACUCUUUUUUUUACUGCUUUUCUUCUUGAAGUGACUGAAUGUGGGUUGAGGACACGAGAAUCCAAGUUUAAUAGCAAUGGAUCUUAUUUUAGAGACUUGCCUGAGUUACAAGUAUUAACAGUAAAGGAUUUUCCAGCACCUUAAUUUUAAAAUUUUACUUUAACUCAACAUGGUCUUUUUAGAAAUAAUACUAGUAGUUAAGCCAUGUAUGAUUUUUCUCAGUCAU
Molecule: messenger RNA, 4308 nt
Organism: Rhineura floridana
Lineage: Eukaryota; Metazoa; Chordata; Lepidosauria; Squamata; Rhineuridae
Gene: CNTN1
Product: contactin 1
Exons: 23
Coding region: 515-3538 (1007 amino acids)
Molecular function (GO): protein binding
Source: RefSeq, a predicted model, not a curated record